AAGAAGGGGCACAGCCUAAGUCGCAGCAGGGAAGGCACUGCGGGCCGGAAAGAGGAGGGAUGGCCCCGGCUGGGCCGCGAAGGCACCGGGCGGCGGAGGAAGAGGGGCGGGUCCUCGGCUGCGCAGGCCCGAGGGGCCGAGGCUGACUCUCCGCCGCAGCCAACUGGCGCAUCCCAGUCGCCGGCUGGCUGCGGUUUCCACGGGUCUUCCACCCGCUUUCCACCCGCUUUCCUACUUGCUCUUCUCGAUGUCUCCAAUCGGUCAGCCCCGCCGCCGGCCUCUCGAGGUCUCUGUCGCCCUGUUUCUUCACUUUUCGUGGUUCGCCUCCGCGUCCGCAGUCCCUCUCCUGUCUCCGUCUCCGCAGCGUUGGUCGUUCUCCCGGGCUUCAGUGUCCGAGACGUGAGGGCUUGACCCGGCGCCCGGGUCUGCCCCGAGAGGGAUGGAGGAGCCGGGGUCCCGCGCAGAGAUCAUGGAAGAAAUGACAUCGUGCUCCUUCAACAGCCCUCUGUUCCAGCAGGAGAACAAGGGAGGGACCAUUUACCGGAUCCCAGCUCUGCUCUACGUGCCCCCCACCCACACCUUCCUGGCCUUUGCAGAGAAGCGCUCCUCGAGCAGGGAUGAGGAUGCUCUCCACCUGGUGUUGAGGCGAGGCUUGAGGAGUGGUCACUCAGUACAGUGGGAACCCCUGAAGCCACUGAUGGAAGCCACAUUACCUGGGCAUCGGACCAUGAACCCCUGUCCUGUGUGGGAGCAGAAGAGAGGCUCUGUGUACCUAUUCUUCAUCUGUGUGCGGGGUCAUGUCACUGAGCAGCAGCAGAUUGUGUCAGGCAGGAAUGCUGCCCGCCUGUGCUUCAUCUGCAGUCAGGAUUCUGGCUAUUCAUGGAGCGAGGUGAGGGACCUGACCAAGGAGGUCAUUGGCCCAGAGGUGGAGCAUUGGGCCACGUUUGCUGUGGGCCCGGGUCAUGGCAUCCAGCUGCAGUCGGGGAGGCUGAUCGUCCCUGCAUAUGCCUACUGCAAUCGUUGCCGGCUCUUUUGCUUUUGGCUGCCCUAUAAAGCCAGGCCUCAUUCCCUGAUGAUCUAUAGUGAUGACCUAGGAGCCACAUGGCACCAUGGCAGGCUUAUUAAGCCCAUGGUGACAGUGGAGUGCGAAGUGGCAGAGGUGACUGGGAAGGCUGGCCACCCUGUACUGUAUUGCAGCGCCCGGACACCAAACAGGUGCCGGGCGGAGGCCCUCAGCACUGACCAUGGUGAGUGCUUUCAGAAACCAGCUCUGAGCCGACAGCUCUGUGAGCCCCCUCAUGGCUGCCAAGGCAGUGUGGUGAGUUUCCAGCCCCUGGAGAUCACAAAUGGGUGCCAGGACCCUGCUGGCAAAGAUGCCCCUACCAUUCAGCAGAGCCUUCUGUCAGACAGCUCACUGAGGCUAGAGCUGGAAGCUGCAACCCUGUCAGAAUCAUGGCUCUUGUACUCACACCCAACCAGUAAGAAGCGGAGGGUUGACCUAGGGAUCUACCUCAACCAGAACCCCUUGGAGGCCGCCUGCUGGUCCCGCCCCUGGAUCUUGCACUAUGGGCCCUGCGGCUACUCUGAUUUGGCUGCUCUGGAGAAGGAGGGCUUGUUUGGGUGUUUGUUUGAAUGUGGGACCAAGAAGGAGUGUGAGCAGAUUGCCUUCCGCCUGUUUACAGACCGAGAGAUCCUGAGCCACGUGCAAGGGGACUGCACCAGCCCGGGUAGGAACUCCGAGCCAACUCAAAGCUGACUGGCUUAGGACCCAACUUUCCAUAGAAGCACUACUGUAGGAGGCCACCACAGCCAGGACAGUGGAGGCCAGGAUAACAGAGGCUACCGUGUCUGCAGAGAGUCCAGAAAUGUAAUAUUCUGCUCUCUACCUUUUUUCACUUCCCCUUCUCCAAAGAGCAAAAUGAAAAUCUCACCAUAGCUACUGCAGUUGAAAGAGUACUGAACUGUGAGUUGAGAGACCAUAAUGUAGUCCUGGCUUGCUUUGGGACCUUGGACAUGUCAGCUGUACUCUCUGGGCUCAGGUCUUCGUCUGUAAAAUGAGAGGAUUGGGUCUGUGAUUUCUCUUCUUCCCAUCCCUGGGAAAGGCAGACUGCCUGCAUGCUCCCUGAUCAGCAAGUCCUGGCUGCAUAUAGGACUCUUAUCUCAAAAUGGAACUCAGAGGACUCAGCUUUUCAAACGACUCGCCACUUAUCCAAGUAUGAGGUUUCAAGCAGGUGUCAUGGCACAAAGGAAGAUGUGGGUGGAUUAUUCUCUUUUUAAUAACAAAAACACCCACAUCCUUCUAAUUGUGUUCAGAGCUCUGCAGGCUCACUGUUCUAGAGGAAUUGGGCAAAACAGUAGAAUCAUGAGGUCACUUACCUUCUCCAGCUUUGCAGCUCUGCUCAUCCUUCCCUUCCUUAUCCAGAAAGCAUUAUUUCCUAGGGAGAAAAAUGAGAAGCUCUAUGUCAGUGCUACUUACUGUUUCUGAAGGCAUGAUUCCUAUGAAAGAUAAAGUUCAUUAUUAAGAUGUUUCUUAGUGGGACAUGGACAUGGGUUAGGACUUUAAAGCACUGGACAAAACUUCCCACGGUCUCUGCCCUCGAGGAGUUUACAGUUGAUGGGGCUAGAAGAGGGAGAAAAUUCAAGAAAAUAAAUGCAGCUUGUAGAUGUUGGGCUCUAAGUUGGGGUGAUGGUAGCUCCUGAUGUCAUUAUCUUAGUUGUAUCUUCAUUGUGCCUGGAGUCAUCUGCCCCAGAGCUUGUCCAAGCUGCUGGGUUUUGCAGUUUGUUUCUCUUUUUUAUUUUAUUUUAAUUAUUAUUCUUAUUACUAUUAUUAUUUUUGGGGGGGCUGCAUUGGGUCUUCGUUGCUGCACAGGGGCUUUCCCUAGUUGUGGCGAGUGGGGGCUACUCUUUGUUCUGGUACAUGGGCUUCUUAUUGCAGUGGCUUCUCUUGUUGUGGAGCAUGAGCAGGCUUCAGUAGUUGUGGCACAUGGGCUCAGUAGUUGUGGCACACGGGCUUAGUUGCUCCAUGGCAUAUGGGAUCUUCCAAGACCAGGGCUUGAACCCAUGUCCCCUGCAUUGGCAGGCGGAUUCUUAACCACAGGGCCACCAGGGAAGUCCUCUCAGUUUGUUUUUCUCAGAACGUUGUCCUGGUCCAGCCACUCCUUUACAUGUGGAGGUCUUCCCCAGUAGGAAGGUCUCUGGACUCCCAAACCUCUGAAUCAGGUGUAUUUGUUGGACCUACUGAAAUCACUAUUGGUGAAGUGGGGAUGCCUCUUUGUCUAAUAGAUUUGGGGCUGAACUUUGCUGGAGCUUGUUCUCUCGGUCGAUAGCAGGUGGUUGCUCUUAUUUUAGAUUGUUUCCCCCAUAAGCCUAUUACUGUGACAGAUAUUCUGUUGUGAGAGAGAUCUUUUUUGUCUCUAUUUUGGGAGGAUAAUUCCUUAAACAGUCAUCAGGUAAAUAUAUUUCGUGCUGAGUACUGACCCCGGAGAGCAAGUCUUAGUCAUGGAAUGCAGCCUAGGAGGCUGGGGUUGCAGUCAUACCAGUCAGAUGGUAGAGAGCCCUAUAGCAUGAGAGUAGAGAUUAACUUCAUCUACUUUAGCAUAUGGGUUAAGCCCAGGGCUUAGAGGGGCUUUUCAGAAUCCCCUUAGCCUCUCAUGUAUUUGCUAAAGUUAUCUUCCCAAUACAGAGUUAUGAUCAUUCAGUCACUCAUUUAUACAUUUAUCUAAAUAUUUCUGUAAUUGAGUGCCUAUGCAUGAUGCAGGAUCCUUUCUGUUGCCAUUCCCUGGUUGAGAAUCAUUUUUGGCUCCUCGUUGCCUACUAAAGGGUGUUUACAUUUAGCCUGGCAUGUAGCACUCAGUUGCUGGGUGAAAUAAUGAAUACUCAUCUCUGUUUCUAUAUACUGAAGCUGCUGUCAGAGAAGACCUCUGUCAAGUUGGCAAGUGGAGGGGGUGGGUGUUUUGGAGGGGGCAGAGUUGGUGGUACAGGGAAGAACUGGGAAGAGGAGAGGAGAGGUUUGAAAGGGCAGUCCCCUUCUGACUACUAGAAAAUCCUUGUUCAGCAACGCUUUCCGGAGCAUGGUAACCCAAAUAGAUAGGAAUAGGGAGGAUGGCUAAGUUCUAAAACCAGAGUUCAAGGAUGGAGAAAAUGAGGAUACGAAGACUUCUUUGGAAUCAUCCAAGAAGGGAGUCAAGGAAGUCACAUGCCAGUGUGGACCACAGAUGUCCAGUUGUCAUAAGAAGUCUCAUCCAUCUCGAAAUUGCCCUCCCCUUUCUCCUUCCCCUUUGCUUCAUGUUUGCUUCUCCUUGGUGACUAGCAAUGCAACUCUUAAU
This is a messenger RNA of Hippopotamus amphibius kiboko, 4325 nucleotides long. RefSeq names its product neuraminidase 3 (gene NEU3). Bases 440 to 1756 code for a protein of 438 amino acids. Gene Ontology annotation, molecular function: exo-alpha-sialidase activity. Gene Ontology annotation, cellular component: membrane; cytoplasm; lysosome. The record is from RefSeq and is a predicted model, not a curated record. Gene Ontology annotation, biological process: ganglioside catabolic process; oligosaccharide catabolic process. The transcript is spliced from 3 exons. Lineage: Eukaryota; Metazoa; Chordata; Mammalia; Artiodactyla; Hippopotamidae.